Messenger RNA from Orbicella faveolata, 984 nucleotides. RefSeq lists its product as uncharacterized. Gene Ontology annotation, molecular function: protein binding. Lineage: Eukaryota; Metazoa; Cnidaria; Anthozoa; Scleractinia; Merulinidae. The record is from RefSeq and is a predicted model, not a curated record.
AAUGAAUCCAAACUUACUAAAUGACUUGUUGUCUGUUUGUAGGACGAGCUUGAAGGCGAUUCGUGGGGAGACCUGGUCACCAACCUGAAAACCAAGAAAAGAGCAGAGGAACUUGAGAAUCAAGGACAGAGUGUUAAUGCUUAUGACCGAACCCUGCUGCUCGGUGGCUCUGUAAAUGGCAUGAUUGUCUUGUUUGACUGGCAGAACGAAAAGACUCCCGGCAAAGUGUCCUUUCAAAUUGAGGCACACAGAGACGAGGUGAUAACCAUAGUAGCUAAUCCAGUAGUUGAUCAAGUCAUCUCCGCUGGUCUGGACCGCGUGAUCAAGAUUUGGCGCCUUUACCCAUUCGCUCAGGAGGCCCUGGCCCCUCUGAUGACGUUGUACUGUCAUGAGACCCCCAGACUCCUGUCCGUGGCUCACCACAAACUGUGCGCCGCAUUCCACGAACCAUCCACAGCUUCAUAUAACAUUGUGGUCUUUAAAACCACUCAAAAAAAACGGUUUGAUCAUAGCAGUGAUUCUGAUCACAUGGAUGACGUCACGGGAUUGACCAGCUGCUCCAAGAUGAGGCUGUUUGCGUCAUGCAGUGCUGAUGGCUCCGUGAGAAUCUGGGACGAGGCCAAUAGACUCUUGCGUGUCAUCAAACUGAAUGCCACUCCCACCAGCAUUUGUUUCUGUAGUCAGAAAGGUGACCUGAUUGUGGGCAUUGGCAAACAUCUUCACAAAAUCAACUACGCUUCUUGUAAGUGUUCAAAAUGUUUUGAAAGUACAUAAAAACGGGCUAUGUUGCUGCUGCCGUUGUUGAUUACUUCAUGACAUCUCUAUAUUGGCUUUUCUAUUGCUCGGCCAAUUACAACCAACUUAGUCUGAACAGUCAGUGCGACAUGUAACUGGCAGAGAAGUCGCGUACCCAUAGAUUGCAUACAUUGCGCGCUUGUUUUCUUUGAUUACAAACUGAUAUCAACCUCAGUAAGAUAUUGAGGA